UCCGGGAGGAGCGCGCGCUCUGUCCUGUCCACGCUGCCCAGCAGCAGCAUCCUCUGCUGCGGGACUCUGUGAAAGUUGAACCCGCUGCGCCGGAUGUUUCCUUUCCUGUUGCUGUCGCUCGUGCUUUGCGUCCGUCAAUAAGGGACUGUUCGCGCCGGUGGAGCGGAGAUGUGGCGGUCCCGUUAGGAGCUGAAGCCUCCACAGUCCACCCCGCUGACAGAGCGCCUCUCCCCGCCUCAGGGAACAUGGGCUGCGGCUUGAGGAAACUGGAAGACCCGGAGGACAGCAGCCCCGGGAAAAUCUAUUCCACCCUGAAGAGACCCCAGGUGGAGACCAAGACAGACACCGUGUUUGACUAUGUCCUGCUGGACUUCAGUUUGGAAGGCAGCCGUCCUACCGUCCAGUAUGUGUCCUCCCUGUCUGAGCUGCCUCAGGCCCUGCAGUCCUUCUACACCCAGGGCUACGUCCUGGCCGCCCUCCACCCCAUCAUCCUGUCCCUUGGCCGGAGCCGCUCGCUGCCCUUCAGCCUGCUGUACCGCGCCGUGCUGGCCCGUCCCAGAUCCAGCAACCAGACUGCAUCCACGUGCCACAGCGCGCCGGUGCUGAGGGUGGAGGAAUGGCCUUUACCCGGCGACUCACUAACCAGCGACACGGUGCGGGCGCUGAUUGACAGGGUGAACAGCAGCGCAAGAGGAGGUGUUCAGUUCGUUGGCUCUGUCCUGCAGCAGGUGAGCGGCGUCACCAACGGGCGCAUGCACAGCCCCAAAAGAGGCUGCCGCUCCCCGCCUCGUACGCCGCCCCAAACACCACCUGGAGACAGAGAGCAGGAGGAGCACACCUACAGGCCAGACUUGAGGCUGCUGGUCUUCUUCCAUUCCUGGCCCCCAGGCUGCGCUCCUCUGGACUCGUUGGGCUGUCAGUACCACCAGGGGGCGCUUUCUAUGCGGGUCUCCAGAAAGGGCCAAGUGGUCAGUGCGCUGGAGGCCGACUGGCUGGAGCUGACCGCUGCUUACUACCGCAAAGGCUGGUCGCUGGUCGACUCCUUCGUGUACUGGGACACACCUAAAGGCGAGCCGGUCCCCAGGUCUCUGGAGGGAUUGUUUGUGUACGAGGAGCGGAGCACCUCCCCUCCCCCUAACGACACCAUCGUGGUGGAGCAGUGGACCGUCAUCGAGGGCUCUGACGUGAAAACGGACUACGGGCCACUGCUGCACACCCUGGCUGAGUUUGGUUGGCUGCUCACCUGCGUGCUGCCCACCCCCAUCAUUCGCCAUGACAGCGACGGGAACCUGGCCACAAAGCAGGUGGUGUUCCUGCAGAGACCGGUCAGAACCUCCACAUCCGGACAUCUAAAGAACCAGACGGUCUCGGCGCCCAGCGACGUGUCGAGUCGCUCUGUGAGCCGCGUGGUCAGCAGCUCCGCCCCCGCAGAAGACCUCUCCCCUGCCGCGGGCGGCGGCAUCGGGGGCUUCCCGGUGUUCGGAGGCGGUUACUCCGGCUCCCUGUCCCACCUGGAGGAAGGAGGCUUUGAGCAGGAGGAGGGGAAGGCCGAGGUCACCUGCAUGUGAGCAGGAAGGAAGCCGACUCAGCACUUUUUGGGCUGAUUUUAUUAAAGCCAUAAUAUUAAGAAGGAACAAGGAGCUGCAUCACUUUAUGACUUAUUUUUGAUCUGACAGUGAAAGAAGGGAAAACUGCUCCACUGAUCAGAUCUGAAUUUCUUCAUCAUCAAAUUCCAUCUCCAUCUUUACUGCUCAGUGUUUCUUACAGAGAUCCUUCAGUCUGCAGCCUGAGACUCAAAUAACUGUUCAGAUGACUUUUACAUGGUACUGCUAACAUGCUGCAGCGGAACAAUUUUUUAAAUUUUAUAUCUGUAAUCCAAGUAAUUAAAGUGACUGCUACGGUUUAAGCAGGGCUUUUACAGACGUCGGCGCUGUAACGCAUCUGUUGCUGUUUUGAUCCACAUGAAGAGACGUGGAGCUGAAGGAGGUUGGAAAAAAAAUCAUUCUUGGUGCAGAAAUGCUGACGUGUCGGUGCUCUGCUCACGCUUCAUAUGAGGAGCCUAAGUUAGACUUUGUAGAAGUAUUCAUGCCACUGGAACUUUUUACAUUUUCUUCUAAAAGGACAGAAUUGGGACGUUUCUGUCGAUCAACACAUUUGUCGAGUGGAUGAACAAUGAAUGAGACGUUUCAGGUUUUUCUGUGUGAAACUUCAAAAGGUAUCAAUUAUUUUUCUUUAAAUUCUCAAUAAAACAUUACACUGUGUGUUGAUCUUUUGGAGAAAAAAAUACACACAAGUACUUGACCUCCUAUUAUUGCAUUACUACAAGGUUGUCAUAACAUGACAAAACAUGUUUUUAAGUUUCAAGAGGUGUGAAUACUUUUGCGAUUCACUUUAAGCUGUUUUCUUUUUGAGAGAUAAUGAAUAAAAUGGACUGAUGGAAAGAACCCAUAACGUCACCAUCCGGACUCAAGAUGUCAGUCGUCUCCCAGCUUUUCCUUUUGUUGAAGAACUUCUACAUUCAUUUCUGUCGCUGUUGAUGCUUUUAUUGUGCAAUGUUCAUGUGCAACUCUUCUUAUGGAAGUUGAGAGAGGACGUUUUCAGCAUAUGCCUUUUUUCCCCCAUGGUUUCCUCACGAUAAGUUCAUCUGGAUCAAAUCACAAGAUGUCUUCUAUGUGUUGAACCUAAUUUCAUUCUUCUAAUGUCACCAAUGCAUGGAUUUAUUUGAAGGACUCCUCGGAUUUUGAUAAAACCAUUGGGAAAAGUAUAUGCAGAAAAUGGCCGCUCUCUGCUUGCGUGCUCUUCUUAUAAUCAAAGAUUAACCAUAAUUCCAUCUAUCAACAAGUUCAGACACGCGCUUCAUUCUUUAACUCGAUCACCUGAUUUGCAGUGACCACUGUGGUCAGCAGGUGGCAGCAUUGAGAAGCCCAACUACACACAUGAUGUUGGCCACCAUCUGGGAAAAAUGCAAACUAAAUGUUUUCUAAGAUUAUUAAAAAGCAUGAGACAAACUCCCACACUUCUCUCUAAAUGUGUUGGUUCUUCUCCACCUGCUGUUGGAGGCAGGAACCUUUACAGGCCAUUUAACUCAUGCAUUAUAGGAUUUUAUCAGCGUUCUUUGCUGUCAGCAACACGAGUCAUGGUGGCUGUUCUCUGAUCUUCCAAUCCAUCAGAUAGGAGAACUGUAGCAGUCCAUUCUCUCACUUCCACUAGUUCCUGUCUGUCCCUGAGGCUUUUCUUGGACAAAAAAAAUGUCUCAGUAUUUGUACAAAAACUAAGACAUGUAAACCAUGGUUUACAUCCUGGUUUAUUGUGAUGUAAACCAUCAAAGAUUAACACCAGUGGCAUGCAGUCAGGGGAGGCAUCAUGGAAAAAUAAUGUAUAAUGAUAAAAUCAUUUGUAUUGCUAUUUUCACUCUGUGGUUUGUACUAUAAAAUAUCUAUUUUUAAUUUA
Messenger RNA from Poeciliopsis prolifica (blackstripe livebearer), 3450 nucleotides. It is a transcript of the gene rftn2, whose product is annotated as raftlin family member 2. Bases 246 to 1568 code for a protein of 440 amino acids. The record is from RefSeq and is a predicted model, not a curated record. Lineage: Eukaryota; Metazoa; Chordata; Actinopteri; Cyprinodontiformes; Poeciliidae. The transcript has 9 exons.